This is a messenger RNA of Serpula lacrymans var. lacrymans S7.9, 859 nucleotides long. RefSeq lists its product as uncharacterized. NCBI's taxonomy places the organism in Eukaryota, Fungi, Basidiomycota, Agaricomycetes, Boletales, Serpulaceae. The record is from RefSeq and is a predicted model, not a curated record. Gene Ontology annotation, biological process: glutathione catabolic process. Gene Ontology annotation, cellular component: cytoplasm. Bases 62 to 667 code for a protein of 201 amino acids. The transcript is spliced from 13 exons. Gene Ontology annotation, molecular function: gamma-glutamylcyclotransferase activity; glutathione specific gamma-glutamylcyclotransferase activity.
UCCAGACUGUUGUGUACUCAUUUGUGACGAUCUGUUAUAGAGUCGUUUUCCAAGAUCAAGGAUGACUACCUCUCCAUUCGUUAUUUUUGGUUAUGGAUCCUUAAUAUGGAAGCCUCCUCCACAUUUCGCUUCAGAGGUUCCCGGCUUUAUCAAAGGUUACGUACGACGAUUCGCGCAUAGAUCGAGAGUUCAUCGAGGAACAUUUGAAAAUCCUGGAAGAGUCGUCACUCUUAUCCACAAAGAGGACUGGGAUAAUUUCUCGAAGCUAGAUCCAUUCCCCGAGGAUGAUGUCGUCUGGGGAGUUGCAUUUGUCAUAGACCCGUUGUUUGAAACAGAAGUUCGCGCUGAACUAGAUUAUCGAGAAAGAGAUGGAUAUAACAAGCAGACAGUAGACAUUUAUUCGAUAGAAAAUGGUGUAGAAAAGGUUGUUAUACCCGACGCAAUUUGCUACGUUAGCAAACGUGAUAAUCCGUCUUUCGUGGGAUCAGAGCCACUAGACGUCAUCGCUCAGCGAAUACUGCGCUCAGUUGGCCCUUCAGGACGGAACAAGGACUACUUGUACCAUCUCGCAGACUCGGUGCGGAAACUCGCUCCCGCGUCUUAUGACUCUCACUUAUUUGCCCUGGAGGCUCGGGUUCGAGAGCUUGAUGAGCUGGAAGAGAUCUAAAGGGAAAUAGCCAAGAAAACUAAAGAGCAGGUACAACAUACUAGAGCAUAGUUGUGAGAUACAUACCUGGCUGUACUAGUGUAAGCUAUGUUGCUUAUAUCUGGUGUAAGUACAUACCUAUCGAGCUCAGUCUAUUCAAGAGACGCGACAUGUCACGUGCUCUGAAAAUCAUUAUUUUCACCAUCUGUCGCG